GGCAAAGUUUAGAAUAUGUACUAUGGGGAAUUUCCCACACUAUGUCUUUCCAGCUUUAGAAAUAAUAACUGGAUUUUCACUGACAUUUUUCAAGGCUUAAUGAUGGAAAUACUUCUAGUGAACAACCUGUUUUUCUUCUCUCAAACUUCACAGGCCUCCAGAGUCUUCCUUUGGACAGAAAUUUGCUACUCUAAAUCUAAACUCAAAAUACUUCUGGAAUAUAAUUAAGGACUUAAUUAACCCUUACAACCAAUGAGCAUGAUGACACUGAAAGUGAAGAAGGAAGCUCCUGUCCCUCCCCAAACCCAAGCCAAAGCAAAGGCUUUGAAAACCAAGAAGGCAGUACUGAAAGGCGUUCACAGCCACAAGAAAAAGAAGAUCCGCACCUCACCCACAUUCCAGUGGCCCAAGACGCUGCCUCUCAGAAGAAAGCUGAAAUAUCCUCUGAAGGGCACCCCCGGGAGAAUCAAGCUGGACCACUAUGCCAUCAUCAAGUUCCCCUGACUACAGAGUCAGCCAUGAAGAAGACUGAAGACAACAUACUUCUGUUCAUUGUGGAUGUCAAGGCCAACAAGCACCAGACCAAACAGGCUGUGAAGAAGCUCUAUGACGUUGAUGUGGCCAAGGUCAACACCCUUAUCAGGUCAGAUGGAGAGAAGAAGGCAUAUGUUCCACUGGCUCCUGACAAUGAUGCUUUGCAUGUUGUCAACAAAAUUGGGAUCAUCUAAAUUGAGUCCAGCUGGCAAAUUCUAAAUAUACAUUUUUUGACCUUUAAAAAAAAAUUAUCAUAAUUUAAUUUCCAGCAUUUCUUUUUC
Choloepus didactylus (southern two-toed sloth) is the source of this 815-nucleotide messenger RNA. RefSeq names its product 60S ribosomal protein L23a-like. Lineage: Eukaryota; Metazoa; Chordata; Mammalia; Pilosa; Megalonychidae. Gene Ontology annotation, biological process: ribosomal large subunit assembly; translation. Gene Ontology annotation, molecular function: structural constituent of ribosome. Bases 253 to 504 code for a protein of 83 amino acids. The transcript is spliced from 2 exons. The record is from RefSeq and is a predicted model, not a curated record. Gene Ontology annotation, cellular component: cytosolic large ribosomal subunit; ribosome.